Messenger RNA from Panicum hallii, 1628 nucleotides. RefSeq lists its product as uncharacterized. The transcript is spliced from 2 exons. NCBI's taxonomy places the organism in Eukaryota, Viridiplantae, Streptophyta, Magnoliopsida, Poales, Poaceae. The record is from RefSeq and is a predicted model, not a curated record. Bases 636 to 1163 code for a protein of 175 amino acids.
UCUUCUUCUCCUUCGCUGUCACGCAUCCUGCUCCCGGGUCCAGUUCUCUGGCUCCGAUUCUCCCUCUUCCCUCAACCUAAAGAUCCGAAUCUAGGGAGCGGGUUCCACCACCAGAUUCUCGCGGGGACCUCGCAACAACCUUUCUCCUCUCAUCGCCUUCGGUUGCGGGAUCCCUCAGCGUUCUCUCUCGGAGGCUUGGUGGCCAGUCCGUUCGUGCCUCAUCCAGCCUCCGGAGUUCCGCCUGGUUCGGUUGCGCUGCUUGGUUCGGUGUCUGUGGAGUGGAGGCGAACUCUCCGGGAGACGGGUUCCGUCUGAGCAACUCUCGAUUUCCCGUUGCUUUCUCCCUCCCUCCCCUUUUGAUUCCGCCGAGAAGCAACCGUUUUGUGGAUAAUUACGCGCGAUUUCGUUUGUUCCACUCGACCCGGCUGGGUUGCUUUCCCUUAAAGGCGGCGCCUUUGCCAACCAACUUUUGGUGAGAGAGAUGUACUAUAUUGGAUCUAGUUCUUGCAGAGGAUAGGAUUUUCCUCGGCGAUUUUUCUGUUGGCUUUGUCUAUCCUGUUUGAUUCUGCUUAGUUUUGCCCCCCAAUUUUUACCGGGAUCAAGAGGAUCCAAGAAUUCUUUGAUUUCCUUCCCCAAUGGCCAUGUCUCUUACCCGCUUCUCCCAGUGGAUAUGGCCGGGGAGCAGAACUAGAAGCAGAAGGGGCCGGGAGCCGCCGGCGGCGAGCACGGCCGUGGCGAACGGCCUGUUCCCGGACUCCCCGUCCGGGUUCCGGGAGCCGGACGCCGUCGGGCACCCGGGCUCCGGCGCGGCGCGGCAGCGACAGGGCAAGAGCCGGCGGCGCGGCGGCCGCGGGGAGGCGAGGGCCGACGGGGAGCACGGCAUGGUCAUCGUCCAGUCCGACGGCGACGGCUGCCUGUCGGACUCCGACUCCGACGGUUCCGACUGGUCCAUCGGCUGGCUCGAGCCGCUCGCGCCGGACCUCCAGAGCGACGGGGACUCCGAGGGCAGCUUCGCCGUCCUCGUCCCGUGCUACCGGCGCGGCCGCGUUCAGAGGUCUGCUCGUACUGACGGCAGGUUCCCUGGUGCUAUUGGUGUCGCCAAUGGCGGCGUUUCUGAUAACAAGAAUUUUGUAGAGCAAUGGGUGUCUUCACUUCAAAACUGAUUUAUCCAAUUCCAUUCUUUGCUGGCUUCAAUGUAUAUAGUACUGUUACAUUCAUAUUCCCCAUGUGUAAAACAUAUCGAUGAAGGAAGAGAUGAAACCCAGAACAGCAAAUCAAGAGGACAGAAUGGUAGCAGUGGAAUUUAAAACAUCAAUGAAUGGGUGCAUCAUCCUUCCUGAGGUUUCAAGGCUAUGGUAUUCCUGCAGAAUAAGAAAUCACGAGAACCAUGAUGUGUGAUUGGUAUGCAAUGUUAUUGGCAUUUCUGGCAAUGGAGCAAUGGGUUGAUGGCCAUUUUCUUAUAUAAACUCUAGAACUACCUAUAUCACUAUCACGGCAUUUGCAUCAUUGGUAUGAUGGUGAUUCUUCUGUAUAUAUGUAUUCAUGAACAACGGGAACUGAACACCUACGGAUUCUACAUAUCUUCUGUAUCUAAUUUAUUUACUGUUUGAAUUGCUUUAACUGUCAAA